This is a messenger RNA of Calliphora vicina (urban bluebottle blowfly), 3174 nucleotides long. It is a transcript of the gene AlaRS-m, whose product is annotated as alanine--tRNA ligase, mitochondrial. The transcript is spliced from 12 exons. Gene Ontology annotation, biological process: alanyl-tRNA aminoacylation. Gene Ontology annotation, cellular component: cytoplasm; mitochondrion. Lineage: Eukaryota; Metazoa; Arthropoda; Insecta; Diptera; Calliphoridae. Gene Ontology annotation, molecular function: alanine-tRNA ligase activity; aminoacyl-tRNA deacylase activity; ATP binding. Bases 86 to 3106 code for a protein of 1006 amino acids. The record is from RefSeq and is a predicted model, not a curated record.
AGAAAAAUUCUGACAACGAAAUUUUAAUGCAACAACACCGGCAAUUGGAGGAUAAUUAAACAAUAAAUAGAACUAAUUUCCAAACAUGUAUUCUUCUGCUAAAAAACUACAAAGAGUAUUAUCCUCGCGUGAAAUACGAAAAACAUUUAUUGAAUAUUUCACUAAAAAUCAUGAUCACAAAUUUGUACGUUCCAGUCCGGUGGUACCGUUUUGUGAUCCUACAGUGGCAUUUGUUAAUGCUGGGAUGAAUCAGUUCAAAUCGGUAUUUUUGGGAACAACACAGCCACCUUACAAAAGAGUGGCAAAUUCGCAGAAAUGUGUAAGAGUGGGUGGUAAACACAAUGAUUUGUCAGUUGUGGGAGAGGACAGUUACCAUCAUACAUUCUUUGAAAUGCUAGGCAAUUGGUCUUUUGGAGAUUAUUUUAAGAGAGAGGCUUGCUCUAUGGCUUUAGAUUUACUUAGGGGACCCUACAAUAUUGAUACCUCCCGCCUGUAUGUCACUUACUUUGCUGGCGACAAGGUUUUAGGUUUGCCAGCCGAUUUAGAAUGUUUUGAAAUAUGGAGGAGUUUGGGUUUUCCCUCUUCACGCAUUUUGCCUUUUGCUAGUAAGGAUAAUUUUUGGGAAAUGGGCACUACUGGACCCUGUGGGCCGUGUACAGAAAUUCAUAUAGAUCAUCGUCCAGAUUUAGCUUCAGCUGAGGAACGUGCAAAGCUAGUAAAUGCGGGACGUGCAGAUUUAACAGAACUAUGGAAUCUUGUAUUUAUACAAUAUAACCGUAAUGAAGAUGGCACCAUAACUCAAUUACCAGCCCAACAUGUAGACACUGGCAUGGGUUUUGAGAGACUGACAGCUAUUUUACAAAAUAAAUCCUCAAACUAUGAUACGGAUUUAUUUGUGCCACUAUUUGAUGCCAUACAAAAGAUAUCUAAAGCUCCUGAAUAUGGUGGAAGUUUUCCCUCCAACUCGGAUGCAGCUACAUUAGAUACAGGUUAUAGAAUUUUAGCUGAUCAUGCUCGCAUGAUAACCGUGUGUUUAGCGGACGGUAUGUUACCAGAUCAAAAUCAAAAACUUAGACGAGUAUUGCGCAAAGCUUUAACUGUGUCCGAAAAUAUAUUUGCUAAUGAAAAAUUACUUACACAAUUAAUACCGGUAGUUGUUGAUUCAUUGGGCUCAGCUUAUCCCGAAAUACCAAAUAAACAGGCGGCUAUUUUAGAAUUAAUAGCUCAUGAGCAGGAGGUAUUUAAGGCUUUGCGGGAAAGUUCUUCUAAGGCAUUCACAGAGGUUCUUAGUGAAUUUCCUAAUUUGGAGGACAUAGAUUUAAUGGAAUGUCCCGGAUUUGUGCCAGCUUAUAGGGAAUUUCAAGCCUUAAAGAAUACAUUUAAAAAUAAUAAAAUACCUGGAGAUUUUCUACACAAACUAACCGAUACCUAUGGUUUAACCGAAGAACAUUUUCAAAAAUUGGCCCAACUAGAAGAAAUGACCUACAAUGUGGCUGAUUAUCAAGACUCUGUGGCGAAGGCCAAACUAAAAGCUAAAGGAUCCAUGAACACCAACCAAUACUCGGACAAAUUAUUGCAAAGCAUUAAUGAAUCUUUGGUGGAUUUAACUAAAAAUUUGCCAGCCACUGAUAAUCAACACAAAUACAACUACAGCUAUGACACUAACGGGAAACAAUACAUUAUACCUGCCCUGAAAACUAAAGUAUUAGGUAUACUCUACAACGAUGUUAGUGUCCAGGAGGUGGUAUGCAAUGGCAUAACUAAUACUGAAGAUAUAGUAUCGAUUGUAACAGAUGCAAGUAAUUUCUAUUAUGAAUCAGGUGGCCAGCAAUCAGAUAAGGGAGUGUUUGUUAUAAAAACUAAAUCAAAUGAUGAAUACGAACUUAAAGUCUCCAAUGUACGUGUUAUUAACGAUUGUGUGGUUCAUACAUGUGAGUUGCCGGUGGAGAAAGCUCACUUUACGUUGGCCAUUGGCGAUGAGGUGGUAUUACAGGUGGACAGUCAACAUCGUAAAAGAAAUAUAUGCCAUCAUACAGCUACUCAUUUGUUAAAUGGUGCUAUAAGAUCAUUGUUUAAUAAGGUCACUUACCAGGUGUCUAGUGGGGUAACAAGUGAUUAUUGUAAACUUGAGGUGGGCUUAAUUGGUAAACGCAUAACCAAGGAUGAUGUAAUCAAAAUCGAGGAGCUUAUUAGCCAAGUAAUCUCCUCCGCCACCCCAGUUAAUGUUGACUUAUGCAAUGCUGCCGAUAUUCUACAACAAAAUGACGUUACAAUGGUGCCUGGGGAAAUUUACCCUGAAACUGGUUUACGUUUAGUUAGCGUAAAUUGUGAUAAUUUAGAAAUGCUCUCAAAAGAAUUAUGCUGUGGAACACACGUUACAAAUACUCAGGAACUAGAAUACUUUUGUAUAACGAAUCUUAAGCAAACAAAUCGCGCAAGAUAUGCCUUUACAGCGGUGGCCGGUGAUGCAGCAGAUAAAGUUUUUAAAGUGGCUGCCUUGUUGAAACAUCGCAUCGAUAUGUUGGAAAAUGAACUUAAGACUAAUAAACUGGCAACUGCCACAGAAAUAGAAUUACAAAAAAUACGUCACAAUCUCCUGCACCUGGAUAUACAAUUGCCAUACAUUUUCAAAAUGGACACAUUGGAGCGUAUAAAUGAAAUAUUAAAGAAAUUGAAGGAAGCGGCCAGGACGAAUAUUAAAGAAUUGGUAGAAGUUGAGAUGCGUAACGUUUUACAGGAGAAACCUUUAGAGAGCCAUCCAUUUAUAUUACACUACAUCUCAAGUUCAGCAUUAAUGGAAGAAGUUCCCUUACAAAAGGCCACAAGACUUUGUACUGAUCGUCCCAUAUUAGUUAUAAGCCGCAGUGAUAAUAUUCUCAAAGCCAGAUGUUGUGUUCCCAAGCAAUUUCAAUCGGAAAACUUCAAUGCUGAAAAAUGGUUAAAAGAAUUUGCCAGCAUUUUCAAAUCUCAAGUAGCCGCACCUAAAGGACAAAAUCCUUUUGAAGUUUGUAAUAUGAAGGGUAAGAAAACCUCAACACAAUUCGAAGAACAAUUGGAAAUUGCCAUGUGUAAAGCCCAACAGUAUGCUCUCAAACAUUUAAAAUAAAUUAUUGUUAUUUAGUAUUUUAAGGAUUUUUUUUUUAAAUUUUAAAAAAUAUGUAUUAUAAAAUGGCU